Molecule: messenger RNA, 744 nt
Organism: Aspergillus pseudonomiae
Lineage: Eukaryota; Fungi; Ascomycota; Eurotiomycetes; Eurotiales; Aspergillaceae
Product: kinase-like protein
Exons: 3
Coding region: 1-744 (247 amino acids)
Biological process (GO): protein phosphorylation
Cellular component (GO): cytoplasm
Molecular function (GO): protein serine/threonine kinase activity; ATP binding
Source: RefSeq, a predicted model, not a curated record
AUGGUUUCAACAAGAGUUUUGGGAUCACCAAUCCAGCUGUCUUUACCCGAGGCUAAUGGUCGCGCCGCCAACCCUGAGACGCCGACUGGCUCUAUAGAACCGCUAGAAUUCGUUAAGCAUGGUAACCCGUUCACAAUGGACCGCCUCUUCGUUGGCCUAGAGCCUGCUUGGGGUGGUGUUGACGCCAUCGAGUUCACUGAAGAUAUGCCUGUCUCUUUUGUGACUAGGGUUAAUAGAAGUCAACAUGAUAUACCAUUACACAGUCUCAGAGAAACCUCUCACAAGCACUUGUUUAACCUCAAGGAAGUGUUUGUAACGGAGCAAUCGCUAUUCUUGUUUUAUCCGGAGUGGGAGGGUAUUUCACUGAAAGAGAUCCAGACUUUACGGCCAAUAUUUCAACUGGGAGAAGUUGAAGUAGCUACAGUUUGCUACCAGAUAUUCCAAGGCCUGAGAUAUAUCCACGAUACUCUUAACAUCAGUCACGGCAAUAUCCGAGAAGAGAAUAUCUACAUCCAUAAAAACGGCGACGUUAAGAUUGCAAGAAUCGGCGAGAGUAUGGGCCGUGAGUUAAAUGAUGAAGAAAGAUCAAGAGAUAUCAUGGCAACUUUACAAAUUGUGCGAAAACUUCUAGGCCUACAAUUAAACACUGGGGGUCGUGGAAUCAUGGAAUUACUGGCCCAUGAUUUUACUGGUGCACCACAGGACACAACAAUUGACCAACUACUUCAGGUAAGCUCUUCCUAG